CUGACUGGGCUGAAAAAAAUACAGGCAUGCAUUCGCCUGGAACUGUGAACAUAGGGCACAAACAAAACUACUGACACAUCAGCAUUCAUUUCACGUACUACCCGACAGUUACAAGUGGACAUCAUAACAACUGCACUCGGUCAGUAGACUCGGUGGAUCACGUCAAAUCUCUGGGAAAUAAAGAGAACCGGGGGAGACGAGGAGAGGAAAGACGGAGAAAAAGAAGAAGACAAAGGGAGGUUUUUCCUCAGAGAAAGCAGCUCAUCAUAAUGAGCAGGGACACACAGACGGGAAUGGGUCCAUGUGCGCUCCUACCGCAAAUACCCUUCCUCCUCCUCUCCCUCCUCCUCGUUCCUCACCCCAUUGCGAGCCAGACCACCGACACCACUGACCCCACGAACAAUGUGACCGCCCCGAGCCCGGCUCCGGGCUGUGGCGCCGGGCUGGACCCGGUGUACUCCCACCUGUGUGACCUGCAGGCUGUGUGGGGCGUAGUGGUGGAGGCGGUGGCCUCCCUGGGCUUCCUGGUGGCGGCGGGGCUGUUUCUGGGGCUGGUGGCCUGGGCGAUGUGGACGUGCAUCCCCCUGCGGCGUCGGCGGGGGGUGGGGGCGGCCGUGACCACUCUGCUGCUGUUCCUGGUGGGCGCGGGCGGGGUGCUGGGCCUCACCUUCGCCACGGUGAUCCGGCUGACCCCGCAGACCUGCCCCACGCGCGUCUUCCUGUUCGGCGUGCUGUUCGCGCUCUGCUUCUCGGCGCUCCUCUCGCGCGCCCUGGCGCUCCUGGGCUUCGCCGUGGCGCGGGGCUGGAGCGAGCCCGUGGCCGUAUUGGGGCUGUGGGCGGUGCAGGUGGUCAUCGCCACAGAGUGGCUCAUCGUCGUUCUGGUGAGGGACGGGCUGCCCUGCGCGUACAGCCAGGCAGAGUUCGCCAUGCUCCUGAUCUAUGUGCUGGUCCUGCUGGCCGCCGCGCUCCUGGUCUCCCUGUGGAGCCUCUGCCGGACCUGCGGCACCUACAGCUACAGCUACGGCGGCCCCGGGCAGGGCCGCGCCCGCCUGCAGGCCAGCCUCCUCUUCCUCACCGCCCUGCUCUCCGCCGGCAUUUGGGUGGUGUGGAUCGCGCUGCUCACGCGCGGGAACCCCGAAAUGGGCCGCCGGCCCCAGUGGGACGACCCGGUGCUGAGCGUGGCACUGGCGGCUAACGGCUGGGUGCUGCUGUUGGGCCACGCCCUGCCCCAGCUCUGCUUCCUGUGCCGGGGGGAGUCCUGGAUGAAGGAGGGCCCGCUGGACUUUGCCGGCUGGGCGAGCCCCACCAGCGGCAUCACCACCCUGGGCCGCGACAACGGAACCUUCCAGAGCGACACGCAGGACAAGAGAGGUAAAGGACAGGAACCAGUUCUGUGCUCACCUUAUGACUUCUCCAUGGCAGAAAUAGACCCAGAUAAGGAUUACUCCAUCCCCCGCCCUCAAACCACCAACAUCGCGGACCCCUACGAUGAAUACUAUGGUCCCCCGGUGUAGGACUGCACAAACACACACAGACACACACACACACACACACUUACAUUUACAUACAUACAGUAUAUACAUAUGGUAACUGUAUAUAGAUAUCACUGCAGAGCAGUAUCCAUAAUUGUACUUGAUAUAUUGUACAGAAAACCGAAUGUGAAGACAGAGAUGGGAACAUAUUCUCAUUUAAACAUGCUCACAUUCUGCAUUUGGGGUCUUCCAGACUGUAGCUGUAUCUGUGCAGAACUCUACCAGGCAAUACCACUAGGUGGUGGUAUGGUCAUCACACUCAAAACUGUCCAGGUUAACAGGCUUUGUUACACCAAGAGUGCUGUACACACAUAUAUCUGGCCACAUGGUGCACACACACACCUGCUAGCCCCCCCAUAUGCAAAUUUACCUGUCUGAAUUAUGCAUGCGCAAAUGUACAUAUGCAUACCUGUUUGCACUGCACACACACGCACCUUUAUGCAUUUAUAGCUGUCUGCACUAGCAUGCAAACUUGUACAUAGACAGACCUCUCUGUGUUGCACACACACUCCUGCUAGCCCCCACAUUCUACUCUAUCCACAGUGUGCCUCAGCCUUAAAUCUGACUGAUGUAUUUAAGCAACUGUAACAAUGUUUCCACAAUCGGCAAACAACAACCAUCAUCAGGAGUUACGUUGACGCUAAAACCAACAAAGGGGCAGGGCACUGAAUUAGCCAUAAGGUAGUCAUAAGGCAGGGAUUCAGUCUGCAGUUCUUCCGGUCUCAAGGCAAGCCAGACUCCUCUUGUUGAUCGGGAACCUGUAGCCUGCCUGCGACCGCUGCAAGUGAGAUGUUCUGUGACACAAUGCUUGCACGGCUUGCUGGAGGACUACAGACUGCUGCAGGUAUUCUGUUUCUCAGAAUAUGCAUCCUCGUCAGUGCUCUUCCAUACCACUAGAGGGUGCUACUGCAAUGAGAUGAGCCUAUAAUAUUCCAUCAAAAGUAGGGGUGAAAUAUCCAAAAAAGCUGGAAUCUGGGACCCUGAGCAGCAGCACUUAACCCAAAGAAAGUGUCUGGCAGAAAAUUGCAGCCUACAUUUAGUCUAACAAAGCACUCUUCCUGUGGUCGAUUCUGAAGAAUGCCCUGUAAUACACUGUAAUGUGCUGAAAAGUGCAGGUGUCGUGCAUCAGGUAAAUACACAAGUAAAUACCCUCAAGGUAAACUACUGCAGCAGGGAAGGGCAGUCCAUGUGUUUUCCAGCGAGGGAAGAAAGGCAACCCUGCCCAUAUUGCCCCAUAAGGACACAGGAACCCCAGCAGCACACAGACAAAAUGGACUCACCUGACAAACAGAACAUUCCGGAGUGCAGUGAACACAAGAGACUCUCCCCACUCAGCUUGGGGAAUAUCUGAGCAAUAAUUAUAUUAAUGUACAGAAAAUAAGUGAUCAUAUCAAUCCCAAAAGCAAUAUAAGAAAAAUAAACACUACUAGUGAAAAGGAGCUCUUCCAUUUUCCAUGUUCACAUGUAUGCAUUUUAUUUUGUGGUGUGUUUGUUUUUUUAUUUUUUGUCGUUCUGCCCAUUCCAGUUUCAGGCUUGUGAAAACACUGUUUUUCAAAUAAACUUACAUUGAAAAUGUCA
Messenger RNA from Conger conger (European conger), 3110 nucleotides. RefSeq names its product G-protein coupled receptor family C group 5 member D. The record is from RefSeq and is a predicted model, not a curated record. Gene Ontology annotation, biological process: G protein-coupled receptor signaling pathway. Gene Ontology annotation, molecular function: protein kinase activator activity; G protein-coupled receptor activity. The transcript has 4 exons. Bases 270 to 1514 code for a protein of 414 amino acids. NCBI's taxonomy places the organism in Eukaryota, Metazoa, Chordata, Actinopteri, Anguilliformes, Congridae. Gene Ontology annotation, cellular component: signaling receptor complex; plasma membrane; extracellular exosome.